CGCGAAUUUCCUUAACUAGCAUUUUCAUCAUGGCGUCCGUUUCACGAGAAAAUCAGGAAAUAUUUUUUUCGGACCCUUUAUUUUGUCCGGACUGUGGUUCUAUCUUUCCUUUACCUGGAUUGGCUGAUGUGGUGACGUGCAAAGCAUGCAAACAUCAAAAAGACACGAAAGAAUUUGAAGGUAUUGAGAUUUACUCCAAGAAGGUUUUCAACAUAUACAAACCUAAAGCAAAAGUCGAACCUGUUGACGAGGAAGAUGAUUUCACAGAACCUAUGAUUGACCAAAAGUGCUCAAAAUGUGGACAUGAAGGAUUGACGUAUCAGACACGACAGACUCGGUCAGCCGAUGAAGGCCAGACUGUGUUUUAUCUCUGUCCAAGUUGUGGAUUCCAAGAAACUGAAUAUUCAUGAACAGCAAAAAAGCGAUGACCCUCAUUUCAGUGCUGGUAAACUUUUGAUGUAAAACAAUUUGAUGCUAUACAUUUAAGGGCCCUCCUAACAACACACUGUGUUUUGUUAUGCCAUAAAAAGAAUAGUUUUUAAAAGGGUUUGUAAAAAUAUUUAAAGGACUUUAUCAAUGAUAACAUUUUUUGGUGACACAUCAAGCUUCUUGUCACCACUGUGAUGAAUGCUACAAGUUUGAAAGACUGAAAAGUUUUGUGCCAAAUACUGCAAAUCACACUUAUAUAAUAAAACUGUCAUAUUAAUUGAAGAAUAA
Molecule: messenger RNA, 717 nt
Organism: Xenia sp. Carnegie-2017
Lineage: Eukaryota; Metazoa; Cnidaria; Anthozoa; Malacalcyonacea; Xeniidae
Product: DNA-directed RNA polymerase I subunit RPA12-like
Exons: 4
Coding region: 30-410 (126 amino acids)
Biological process (GO): termination of RNA polymerase I transcription; DNA-templated transcription
Cellular component (GO): RNA polymerase I complex
Molecular function (GO): DNA-directed RNA polymerase activity; nucleic acid binding; zinc ion binding
Source: RefSeq, a predicted model, not a curated record